This is a messenger RNA of Mesorhabditis belari, 825 nucleotides long. NCBI's taxonomy places the organism in Eukaryota, Metazoa, Nematoda, Chromadorea, Rhabditida, Rhabditidae. The record is from the annotation of a GenBank genome assembly.
AUGGUUUCCGUGGCGAUUUCUCGCUUUGUGGUGCUCACCUGCGGAACGCUUUAUCCAGCAUAUAGAAGUUUCAAGGCAGUGAAGACAAAAGAUGUUCGAGAGUACGUGAAAUGGAUGAUGUAUUGGAUUGUGUUUGCUCUGUUCAUUUUUGCUGAAGGAAUCGCCGACCUUUUCAUCUCAUUUUGGUUUCCGUUCUACUAUGAGGCGAAAAUCUUGUUUGUUUUGUGGCUGCUCAGCCCGUGGACAAAGGGAGCUUCGAUUUUGUAUAGAAAGUGGAUCCAUCCGGCUUUAACAAAACGAGAAAAGGAUAUCGAUGCUCUUUUGGAUCAUGCAAAAUCCGAAAGCUAUAAUCAGUUGGUGCGCUUUGGAUCACAAUCUCUAGUCGCUGCACGAGAUAUUGUUGCACAAGCAGCCAUUCGGGGACAAGCUCAAAUCGUUCAGCAACUUCAACGCAGUGUCAGUGCUCAAGAUGUGAACAUGGAGAUUUCUGAGCAGCGAAGACGUGCAAAAACGAUUGAUAUUCAAGAGAUAGUGGAAGAAGUGGAUUCUGAGCAUGAGAAAGAUGGUCGACAUCACGACGAAGUGGCUGAAGAGGAUCCAUUAUCCCUGACUAGCCAGCAUCAGCGCCACGUCGUCGUUCUUCUCGUUCUCGCUCUCGCAAUCGCCAGAGUGGCGGUGGAACGUCGUUUGAGCCUUCAGACUCCUAUCCAGCGACGAUUCCCCGGCGCAACCCACGUCGCUAUUAAUUCUCGGGUCAAGUUGUGCUUUGCCUUUCGCAUACAAACUUGUAAACAUCAUUCAGCUAUUGUUAAAAUCAAAUCUUUU